This is a messenger RNA of Ctenocephalides felis (cat flea), 597 nucleotides long. RefSeq names its product gamma-tubulin complex component 2 homolog. Gene Ontology annotation, molecular function: gamma-tubulin binding; microtubule minus-end binding. Lineage: Eukaryota; Metazoa; Arthropoda; Insecta; Siphonaptera; Pulicidae. The transcript is spliced from 5 exons. The coding region runs from base 1 to 597 and encodes 198 amino acids. Gene Ontology annotation, cellular component: spindle pole; equatorial microtubule organizing center; gamma-tubulin small complex. The record is from RefSeq and is a predicted model, not a curated record. Gene Ontology annotation, biological process: meiotic cell cycle; microtubule nucleation; cytoplasmic microtubule organization.
AUGUCGAUUGAAGUAAUCAACGUGGAUGAUCUUCUAGCAUGCCAUGAAGAUUUCGUAGAAGCAACUUUAAAGAAUUGUAUGAUCACAGACACGGCGCUUUUGAGGAUUAUUUCUCGAUUGUGUGCAGUUUGCAUCGAGUUUUGCGAUUUUAUGCAGGUAAUCAACGUGGAUGAUCUUCUAGCAUGCCAUGAAGAUUUCGUAGAAGCAACUUUAAAGAAUUGUAUGAUCACAGACACGGCGCUUUUGAGGAUUAUUUCUCGAUUGUGUGCAGUUUGCAUCGAGUUUUGCGAUUUUAUGCAGUCGACAGCGAAGACGAUGGAGAAAUCUUUGGACAAUACAGUCAGCUUUUCGGACAGCAUAGCAAUUAUGGAUAAAAGAUUUACCAUUAUUUUGAUGUCGAUGUUCGAUAAAAUUAAUGAUAACAAUGCUUCCACCAGUGGUGCCGAUAAAUUAAUGAACAUUGUGAACAGAUUUCAUUCCAAUUCAUAUUACAGUGAACAACGAGAAAAAAUGUAUGCUGGAUUUUUGGAUACAGCUUCAGAAUCUUCCAUUUCCAAUAGUAAAAGUGUGCCAAAACCCGAGCAGACUGUCAAAUAA